Messenger RNA from Beta vulgaris subsp. vulgaris (sugar beet), 1474 nucleotides. Its product is annotated as magnesium-protoporphyrin IX monomethyl ester [oxidative] cyclase, chloroplastic. Gene Ontology annotation, biological process: chlorophyll biosynthetic process; photosynthesis. The coding region runs from base 124 to 1344 and encodes 406 amino acids. Gene Ontology annotation, molecular function: metal ion binding; magnesium-protoporphyrin IX monomethyl ester (oxidative) cyclase activity. The transcript has 5 exons. The record is from RefSeq and is a predicted model, not a curated record. Gene Ontology annotation, cellular component: chloroplast thylakoid membrane. NCBI's taxonomy places the organism in Eukaryota, Viridiplantae, Streptophyta, Magnoliopsida, Caryophyllales, Amaranthaceae.
CACCCAAAAAACAUUGUUACAAAAAUCAUACUUCUAUAUAUUACACCCUAUCACAAUCUUCACCCAUUUCAACCUCCCAAAGUUCCAAUCUUUCUCUCUCCUCCACCUCCACAACCACCAACAAUGGCUGCAGAAAUGGCCCUCUUAAAGCCCAUGUCCAAGUUCAGCCCAAAACUGAGCCCAAGCCCAAGAACCCGGCCCACAAAAUUCACAAGAGUUUCAAUGUCAUCAUCAUCAUCAUCAUCCACCACUUCAAUGCCCACAAAUUCAUCAAAAAAGGGUACCAAGAAGGAAAUUCAAGAGUCACUUUUAACACCAAGGUUUUACACAACAGAUUUUGAUGAAAUGGAGCAACUUUUUAACACUGAGAUUAAUAAGAACCUUAAUGAAGCUGAAUUUGAGGCACUUUUGCAAGAAUUUAAGACUGAUUACAACCAAAAACACUUUGUUAGAAACAGUGAAUUUAAAGAAGCUGCUGAUAAACUUGAUGGACCUUUAAGACAGAUUUUUGUGGAGUUUUUGGAGAGGUCUUGUACUGCUGAGUUUUCUGGCUUUCUUCUUUACAAGGAGCUUGGUAGGAGGCUUAAGAAAACAAAUCCAGUGGUGGCAGAGAUUUUCUCCCUUAUGUCCAGAGAUGAAGCCAGGCAUGCUGGGUUUCUGAACAAAGGGUUGUCAGAUUUCAAUCUGGCUUUGGACUUAGGUUUCCUGACAAAGGCUAGGAAAUACACAUUCUUCAAGCCAAAGUUUAUCUUUUACGCGACAUACCUAUCAGAGAAGAUUGGUUACUGGAGGUACAUUACCAUUUACAGGCACCUCAAAGAAAACCCUGAGUUCCAAUGCUACCCCAUUUUUAAGUACUUUGAGAACUGGUGCCAAGAUGAGAACAGACACGGAGAUUUCUUCUCUGCUCUCAUGAAGGCACAGCCUCAGUUCCUCAAUGACUGGAAGGCCAAACUCUGGUCUCGUUUCUUCUGCCUCUCGGUUUAUGUGACCAUGUAUCUCAACGAUUGCCAAAGGACAGCUUUCUAUGAAGGCAUUGGUCUUAACACCAAAGAGUUCGAUAUGCAUGUCAUCAUUGAGACCAACCGCACAACUGCAAGAAUAUUCCCAGCUGUGUUGGAUGUGGAGAACCCAGAGUUCAAAAGGAAGCUUGAUCGGAUGGUGGCAAUUAACGAGAAGCUGAUCGCUGUAGGGGAGACUGAAGACAUUGGUUUGGUGAAGAACUUGAAGAGGAUCCCGUUGGUAGCUGCAUUAGUUUCAGAGAUCAUUGCUGCAUAUAUGAUGCCACCUAUUGAAUCUGGCUCAGUUGAUUUUGCAGAGUUUGAGCCACAGCUUGUAUAUUAGUUUUCCUGUGUAGUACUGCAUUUUAUUCCUUCUAGUAAUCAAUACUUGAGGAUGACUUGAAUUGUUAUUGCCAGAGAACAGAAAAUCUGUAACAAUAUGUGAACAUAUAAAAUUCCAGAUUUUGACAUUA